Penaeus vannamei (Pacific white shrimp) is the source of this 1276-nucleotide messenger RNA. Lineage: Eukaryota; Metazoa; Arthropoda; Malacostraca; Decapoda; Penaeidae. The record is from RefSeq and is a predicted model, not a curated record.
GGAGCCACACCUUUGGCACAGCGUAGAAGCAAUGGCAGAGUUGCUGUCUCGAUCGGCCCGAGUGUCGCAAAUGAAAAAAACGACACUUUCUAGUGUGGUUUGACAAUUUCUUGUCAGCGGAAAAGGACUAUAGUGGAAGAAAUAUUCAUGAUGAUAAACAUUAUGCUAUAGCAGUGUACGAAGAGCAUGGGUCUUUGAAUAUCGCGUGCGCGUCAUACUGCCGUCAUCUGAGCGAGUGUAGGUUUUGGCGGGAAACCUUGAGAAUUGGUUUUGUUUACGUUCCUACGGGGAAGCAGAGAUGGUGUCAGAAACACAAAUUGUUGAAGAUUUUGACACUUUUGGUGUCACUUUGGAUGAUACGAAGCUUAUUGAAAAAUCAAAGGAGCAAACGACAGUUAACUCCUGACAAUAACAUUGUGAAACGACAUGUUGGACCAUCUAGAUCCAUUUCAGCACAGUUCUCACCAGCUUCCAUCUCCCAAAUUGUUUCUACUCCAUCACAAAAGUAUUCAUCUCGUAAUAAUGCUGGUAACAUUGUUUCCUCUUUUGGAGAAAUGAAGAAAGAAACUUGGAAAGCAGAUAUGAAGAAUAACCUUGUGAUGCGUGUGAUACCAAUGGGUGGAGAUGAAGUCUUAAGUCAGGUUUAUAAAUACAUGUUUGAGAAGGUUCGUGAUGCUGCUGAUGUGCUUGAUGAUGUAAUCACUUCACUUGCAGACCAAAUGAUUACCGAUCUUAAUACUGAAGAGUACUCCCAGCUUAGAUUGCCCAGCAAUGAAGCUGUGUGCGCUGCUGGUCGGAUAUGUUGUGAUAGUGUUGGCCGACUAAAUUUUGCAUCUGUAUUGUUAGAGGGAUCCCGUGAAAUAAGUAGUGGAAGUGCUGUUCCUCUGGAUCUCACACAUUUGUCUGAAUUUUCUCUCUUUCCUGGACAAAUAGUUGGUGUACGGGGUGUAAAUACUACUGGUAAUAAACUGGUAGUACAAGAACUUUUACCAGGAAAAGUUCUUCCACCUCCUGAUUCGCCAGCUAUCAUUAAGAAUGCUACAGGUGCAGUGCAAGUAGUAGUUGCCAGCGGCCCUUUCACAACCACUGAUAACUUGCUCUAUGAGCCUCUGACAGACCUUUUAUCAGUGUUGAAAGAAAAUCCUCCACACAUGCUAAUUCUUCUUGGACCUCUUUUGGAUGCUGCUCACCCUCUGGUAGUUGAAAAUCAGUUGGCAGAAACUCAUGAUGCUAUAGUGACACGCUGCCUUCGAAUUAUUACUUCAACCCUUGAAAA